AUGUGGCCGACAUUUGAGACGGAAAAGCCCGUCGUGCCCCUGCCGAUCACGGAUGGAGAUAUGAGGCUGGCCACCUUGGCUUUUGGCUUUACUAUCGGCUUUGGCUAUUUUGUCGUGUGGCACGCAAUUAGACAGACACAAAAGACACGCCGAUGGAGCGCCUACAUUAUCAUGUGCUGGCUUGAAAUUUUAGUUUGCACUGUGUUCGCUAUAAUAUGCUGGCUCUAUUUGUGCGGAAUAAUAGAGUACUCGUUCUGGUUCUACUUUUGGAUUUUGACCAUGUGGGCAUUCCAGGUCCAGUUCUUACUCCAAAUUAUCGUGAAUCGUAUAUGCAUUCUGCUUCCCACUCCUUCGCGAAAGUUUUGGCUCAAAUUCAUCAUUGGCGCAUGGAUCACUGCUAUCAAUAUCACAGUCUACUGUAUAUGGGUUCCGGCUAAACUUCAAAUCUCGGAUAGAUACCGCGUUAUUAACUUGUACUGGGACCAUACAGAGAAAGUUUUGUAUCUCAUCACCGACGCCAUUCUCAACUACAUGUUUAUUCGUAUCAUCAGGAAGCGUCUUGUUGCCAUGGGUCUGAAGAAAUAUGACAAACUAGUCAAGUUCAACGAAAAGAUUAUCAUGGUUUCACUGUCCAUGGACGUACUUAUCAUCGGGAUGAUGAGCUACCGAAACGACUUUGUAUACAUGCAAUUUCACCCGGUUGCAUAUAUGGUCAAGCUUGAAAUCGAAAUGUGCAUGUCCAAACUUAUGGUUAAAGUCGCUACCGGGACUGGAGUCAAUGUUUACGAAGGCCCAGAUCACACUUCGUCUCAGAGCAAUUCGCGAGACCCAACCCGCCGAACAACGUACAACCAGGGUCGUGACACUGUGAACAUCCAAGUUGCGACUCAUGUGGUCACACAUACGGACCAUGAGAUUGAAGAUCAAGAGGCUCAUGAGCUCGAGGAGCGAGAUCAGAAGCAACGAGUUCUCGAUGAUUCCGACCUCGAGAAUGGUUCGAGACUAAGAACUAUUUCAUUAGUACCAGAAGACGAUCAAGAAAGCACUCGAACCGCCGACACAACCCAGAAGCGAGGAGAGUGGGGGCCCACUAACUCUCAGGGAUGGAGUGACAACGCCGCCGCGGACGUUCAGGAUCGCCGAGCGGUCACAUUUAGUCCUUCGCCUGAGCCCCGACCGGGGACCGGGGAGAGCGAGGUGGAUCAUAAUGCUAGUACGGAUGCUGCCGGCACACCCUAG
Messenger RNA from Rhizoctonia solani, 1239 nucleotides. RefSeq lists its product as uncharacterized. The transcript has 12 exons. Lineage: Eukaryota; Fungi; Basidiomycota; Agaricomycetes; Cantharellales; Ceratobasidiaceae. Bases 1 to 1239 code for a protein of 412 amino acids. The record is from RefSeq and is a predicted model, not a curated record.